Molecule: messenger RNA, 1191 nt
Organism: Cyclospora cayetanensis
Lineage: Eukaryota; Apicomplexa; Conoidasida; Eucoccidiorida; Eimeriidae
Exons: 9
Coding region: 1-1191 (396 amino acids)
Biological process (GO): pseudouridine synthesis
Molecular function (GO): RNA binding; pseudouridine synthase activity
Source: RefSeq, a predicted model, not a curated record
AUGGUUAUUGCUCGGACGCUACAGCUUCGCAGAACGCGUCUGGAGUGGUUGACGCGACGGUUGGCACUUAGCGGUGGCAUGUCAAGGCGCGAAGCCCUAGCUGCCAUCGAAAAAGGCGCAGUACAGGUCGAAGGGCGAACGGCUACGCGAGAUGUUGAGGUUUGUGAUGAAGCAGACAUUUCGUUCAAAGGGCAGCGCAUCCCUGCAUCUGCAGCGUUGCCUGCGCUCUUCGGGAUGCACAAGCCUCCCCGCGUGGCGUGCACUUACACUCUGAAAGCGUCGGGGCCAACCUUGAAGUCAAUCCUUGCACAAGUCCCGCCACUUGAUGCGCACAAACUGAAAGAGGUGAGGGAGAGGCCUUCGGAGGACAGCGCAGUUCAUAUGCAGGCUGAGAGAGGGAGCCUCACGAGGGUCACCUCUAAUGAAUGGCAUCGCGAAGAAGUACGCGGAAGCAACUGGGAGGCAGGCAGAAAUGCCGAAGCUGGGCGUGACGAAGGCUUGUAUACGGAACGCCAAGGCGACGGAAGCUUACGUGCCUGCGGAACCGAAAAAACUAUAAACAGCAGUACCAACGGCAACACCCUGUGGAAUGUACCAGGUCACCUGAUACCAGUGAACUACCUGCCUCUUCACGCCGAGGGCCUCGUCCUGCUGACGAACGACGGUGGCUUCGCGCAUGCAUUGCGUAACCCACUUAACAAGAUCGUUACCGCAUACGACUUUCGCGUUAGCGGGCAGCUCCCAUCGAUGGAACUAUGGCGGCAGUGGGCCAUGGGUGUAUGCAGGGAUGGCGUGGACUACGGACGCGUUUGGGUUCAAUUACUUAGGCCUUGCCCAUCCGGUGGUUGGCUUCGGCUAAAGCUCGUGGAGCCUCCUGGGGCAGACUUUCGGUCCCUUUUGGGAAGCUGCGGUCUAAAGAUUCGCCGCGUACGUCUAUAUUCAUUCGGCCCAUACAUGAGCUCAUCUGUACCUGCGGGACCUCUCAUUCCUUUACCCAUCGACCAGGCGCUGCUGCCGCUUGCACCGGUCCAACGGCCCCGCUUAAUGCUGGUGCCUUUAGAGGGAGAGAUCCAGGCAACACUGGACGCUACUGCGCACUUGGGGAGCUUAAAGGGCGGAGGCUUCCCAGCGGCGCGUUUACUUAAGGAGAACUCGGCUCUUGCGAACCAGCGCCUAAUCAAGGCACGUUGA